Dentiscutata erythropus is the source of this 195-nucleotide messenger RNA. Lineage: Eukaryota; Fungi; Glomeromycota; Glomeromycetes; Diversisporales; Gigasporaceae. The record is from the annotation of a GenBank genome assembly.
CAAGAUAUUUACUGGCUAGAGAUACCCCGAAAGACUAUUGAUAUAAACGAAAUUGAUAAUGUGAAUUUGGCCCAAAUCUACAACAAAAAACCCCAAAUUGAAGCUCCCAUAAAGCCCCAAGAUGCGGUAAAUGAGGCUAAAGGAGUAAGCCUCAUGGAAAAGCUUAUACAGAGAGCCAAGCAAAGCCAAAAGUGA